Messenger RNA from Sitodiplosis mosellana (orange wheat blossom midge), 1332 nucleotides. RefSeq names its product venom protease-like. Bases 172 to 1260 code for a protein of 362 amino acids. Gene Ontology annotation, biological process: proteolysis. The transcript has 5 exons. NCBI's taxonomy places the organism in Eukaryota, Metazoa, Arthropoda, Insecta, Diptera, Cecidomyiidae. Gene Ontology annotation, molecular function: serine-type endopeptidase activity. The record is from RefSeq and is a predicted model, not a curated record.
AAGAUUAAAUUUUAUUUAGGAAGUAACCACCAACAUAAUUUUCGUUACUUGCCCAAAGUUAAUUUGAUAAAAAAUUUAUUGGUAUGGCAAAUAAUCGCGCUAUAUUCAACCCAAAUAUAUCGUUGGACUUUUAUUCGUAUAUCAUCAAUCGGACCGUAAGUGUUGGCAAAUAUGAAGAGCUGUUUCAUAUUAUUGUGUUUACUAUUCUUUACUACCGAGGAAAUUUUCAGUCAAGAAAAUGAGCCAAACCGAAGCUAUCAAGCGUGUCGGACCCCAAAUGGUAAUUCCGGCCACUGCAAGCAUGCCUCUCAAUGUUCUCAAUCUGAAUUCAAACAAAAUUUACUGAAUCUCAUUGGCCAUUUGUGUAUAAUUGAACAAAGUAAAAUCGGAGUUUGUUGCCUUGAUAGUUUGAUGACAUCAUUCCCACAACAAGGCAAUGCAUGGGACACAAACGAUAUUGUGAUGGGAAAGGAGUCAAAUGAUGCAUCGAAAAAUUCUCGAGUUCGACCAGAAGAGCGAGGCUGUGGACUUUCAACUAAAUCUUAUUCGAAAAUAACUGGAGGAAGACCGGCUGACCCAAGCGAAUGGCCUUGGAUGGCGGCCCUAAUUCGAAGAGGUGUACCACACACAUUUUGUGGAGGGGUUUUGAUCACAAAUCUGCAUGUCUUAUCUGCAGCGCAUUGCAUUUACAGAUACGAUAAAAAUGAAAUAACCAUUCGGCUCGGUGAAUACAAUUUCAAUAAAAAAAAUGAAACGCGAUCACGAGAUUUUAGAGUUUUGGAAAUUCGUCAACAUAUUGACUUCGAUGAAACCACUUACGAUAACGACAUUGCCAUUUUAAAACUCCACCAAUCGGUUUUAUUCAAUUCGUACAUUUGGCCCGUGUGUAUGCCACCGACAGGAGAAACUUUUGCCGGCUGGACUGGAAUUGUAACAGGUUGGGGUUCUCAAUUUUUUGGAGGUCCGAGCUCCGAUGUUCUUAUGGAAGUAUCGGUACCAAUUUGGAAUCAGCCAGAUUGCCAGAAUGUUUUCAUCGAACGUAUUGGGGAAAAUGUUCUCUGUGCUGGUUCAGUGGAAGGAGGUCGUGACUCAUGUCAGGGCGAUUCAGGAGGUCCACUACUUGUACAGCUUCCAAACAAACGUUGGGUUACAAUUGGUAUUGUUUCAUAUGGGAUUCGAUGCGGAGAAAAAAAUCAUCCUGGUGUUUAUACACGCGUUAAUUCAUAUUCAUCAUGGAUUAUUGAGAACGCAGUAUUUUGAGAAAUAGUGUAAAAAAUCUGUGCAAACAAAUAAAUUGAAAGUAAAAUCAAAUAUUGUAUAGAGUUUGAUUAU